Tetrapisispora phaffii CBS 4417 is the source of this 2148-nucleotide messenger RNA. RefSeq names its product ferric/cupric-chelate reductase (gene FRE1). The transcript has a single exon. NCBI's taxonomy places the organism in Eukaryota, Fungi, Ascomycota, Saccharomycetes, Saccharomycetales, Saccharomycetaceae. Gene Ontology annotation, biological process: intracellular iron ion homeostasis; copper ion import; iron ion transport. The coding region runs from base 1 to 2148 and encodes 715 amino acids. The record is from RefSeq and is a predicted model, not a curated record. Gene Ontology annotation, molecular function: ferric-chelate reductase activity. Gene Ontology annotation, cellular component: plasma membrane.
AUGAGGCUGGGAUUCGUAAGAUAUUUGCUUCCAUGGUUGCUGAUACGCCAGGUAUUUUCUUUGGUCUUGAUUGACUCUACAGUUGCUUCUGCUUGUAUUUAUUAUGCGGCACAAUUUGAUUGGGAUUGUGGUUCACAUUCAAAUAAUAUGAAGGCAUAUGCCUGUCGUUGUGCUAAUAUCAAUUGGUUAGGUACAGUUACAAACUGUAUUAUGACAACAACUGAUGAAAAACAUUUAAUGGAAAAAGCAUUGAAACAUUUGUCUACAAGAUGCAUACAAAAAGCUGAUUUGGAUUACACCGUCUCAGAACUCCUCAAAAUUUAUGAAAAUGGUACUAAUUAUUUAAGAGAUUCAAAUCCAAUGGAUUUUGAUAUGCCCGUUUAUGAUACAUUGAAUAUUAAUAUGACUGCUUUUGAAUUCUAUCACUCCUCCUUCAAACAUUACACAGUAGCAGUUAGAACAUCUCAAUGGUUUGGAUGGGGUUUAGUCUUUUAUUGGGUUUUUAUUAUUUCUGUGGCAACCGUAUUUAAUACAUUUCCAAACACAAAACUGGUAUCAUUGUUUAAUAACAACAUAAUUAAAAAAAAACUUAUUCUACCAUCCAGUGUUAAAAACUACAAAGAUAGGACGUUAUUAUUAUGGGGUUUUAUCCCAUUCAAUUUCCACACCAGAUUAAAUACUUUGGUUGUUACAGUAUUUUGCAUUUUAACAGCAAUUACAUGCUGUGUUUAUUAUGAUGUUCCUUUGCCAAAUGCUUAUUUAACUUCUCAAUAUUCUAAAAAUAUUAAUUUGAUUAGCUAUAGGACAGAUAUAAUGUCAAUAUCAAUAUUCCCAUUGAUUUAUUUAUUUGGGACAAGAAACAAUCCAUUGAUUUAUAUUUCAGGUAUUCAGUUUCCAACCUUUAUUUUCUACCAUAAAUGGUGUGCAUACGUCUGUACACUUUUGGCAUUCAUACAUUCCUUGAUUUGGACUUACGAUGGUGUUAAGAAUGAUACUUAUAUUGCUCAGUUCGUGGACAACUAUUUUGUUUGGGGCGUAGUUGCUAUGGCAUUUAUGGGUUUCUUAGUAGUUCAAGGUGAAAAGGUUUUUAGAGACUAUUUUUACGAAACAUUUUUGGUUUUACAUAAAAUAUUCAACAUAAUUUUUAUUAUCAGCAUGUAUUACCAUAUGAAUAUUUUGGGUUGGUUAGGUUGGGUUUGGUCAAUGGCCGGAAUAUUAAUAUAUGACAGACUAAUGAGAAUUGUUCGUAUUAUAUGGAAUGGGGGUGUCCAUAAUGCUACUUUGUCAGUAUGUGGAGACGGAAUUAUAAAAAUAGAAAUGAAAAAACCAAAACAUUGUAAAUAUCUACCAGGUUCUUUUGCAUAUCUAUACUUCCUGGAACCUCAUAAUUUUUGGUUCUAUUGUUUUCAGUCUCAUGCAUUCUCUGUUUUAACAGAUCCACAAGAAGAUCCAAAAAAUACGAACCAUAUUAUAUUUUACUUUAAAGCUCAAAAAGGUAUAACAAAGGCGAUGUUGAAUAGAAUAUUAUAUGAGGGUAGAAACUUGACAUGUAAAAUGAUGAUCGAAGGUCCAUAUGGUACCGCUCCUACUCAAUUUUUAACUGAAAAGUUUAGCCAAAAUACUAGAAAAGUAGGUGUCGCAGCUGGUAUGGGUAUUGUUUCUAUUUAUCCAUUUUUUGUCCAAUUUCUUAAAAAUAAUAAGCAUAAAAGUUCGGAAACCAAAUUUUUUUGGAUUAUAAAUGAUUUAAGUGGUUUGACUUGGUUUCGCUCGGAAUUAAAAUUCUUAGUUGAUAAUGGAUGUGAUUUAACUAUAUUUGUUAGUAGAGAUAACGGCAGCGAUGUUGAAAUGGAAGUUAUUGAUUAUGACAAUAAAGAUAAAGAAAUUGUUUAUGAAAAUGAGAAUGAUUUUUUAUUAAAAUCGGAUUCUUCUGAUAUUGAAUUCAAUGUCAUCUUUCUGGGUAAACGACCAGAUUUACAUGCUUUAGUUAAAAAUGAGAUUGAUGCAUCCAAAACCUCUUUAAAAGAUAUUCAGUUUUUAUCAUGUGGACCUCCUAGUUUUAAUGAUAUCUUGAGACAUUCUGUUGUAGAUAACAUUACAUCUGAUUUAACAUUUGAAGUUGGAUACUCAGAAGAAAGCUUCACAUGGUGA